CAGUAAAUACUAUGAGCUCUGCCUCCUUCCUUGUCGCUGCAUCGAUGAGAGCGGAGUAGAAAAUCGACCCGAACCGCGCGGAUGUGCUAUAAAGUCGUUUACCUCGGCUGAGGUGCAGUUCUGCUGACAGUUAGACUGGGUGAGCGCGUGCAUCUACGGUCGUUCUGUCAAAGGUGAAGAAUCUAUCCGUGCCGAUCUUGAGCAAGCUGAGCGACACGGUGAAGGGGGGGUUCACGGCCCACUGCAGUGUGAAUCACCGGAGACUCGCCCUGCGGUUGCUUCCUCGCGAACAUCGUUUCACCGUCGACGUCCUUAUCUCCGUUAGAGGCUGAAAACAACGGCAAGCGUCGGGACCCAAGCCCGCGUUUGACCCUCUGCGGCGGCCCUGAGGUGCGCUGGCAGAGCAUGCUAAAUAAUGAGCCAAAGGGACACGCUGGUGCAUUUGUUCGCUGGAGGAUGUGGAGGUACAGUGGGUGCUAUUUUAACUUGUCCUCUGGAGGUUGUGAAAACAAGACUACAGUCCUCCUCCAUCACACUCUACAUCUCUGAAGUCCAACUCAGCACUGUGAAUGGAGGGAGUGUGGCUCGUGUUGCUCCACCAGGACCUUUGCACUGUCUCAAGUUAAUUUUGGAAAGAGAGGGACCCCGUUCACUCUUCAGAGGACUGGGCCCAAACCUCGUAGGCGUGGCACCUUCCAGGGCAAUUUAUUUUGCGGCGUAUUCGACAGCCAAGGAGAAGCUGAAUGGAGUCCUGGAGCCAGACUCGACCCAGGUGCACAUGGUGUCGGCUGGGAUGGCAGGGUUUACUGCCAUCACAGCUACCAACCCCAUCUGGCUGAUCAAGACACGACUGCAGCUGGACUCCAGAAACCGGGGUGAGCGGAGAAUGAGCGCAUUUGAGUGCAUGCGGAGGGUGUACCAGAUGGACGGCCUGCGAGGUUUCUAUAGGGGCAUGUCGGCGUCAUACGCUGGCAUCUCUGAGACCGUAAUCCAUUUUGUCAUCUAUGAGAGCAUCAAGCGCAAACUGCUGGAGUACAAGGCUCAUGCUAGCAUGGAUGAAGAGGAGGAGUCUGUCAAAGAUGCUUCAGACUUUGUGGGCAUGAUGCUUGCAGCAGCCACCUCCAAGACCUGUGCCACCUCCAUCGCUUACCCUCAUGAGGUCAUCCGAACACGGCUACGAGAGGAAGGCAGCAGGUACCGCUCCUUCUUUCAAACUCUGCUCACAGUACCCAGGGAGGAAGGAUAUCGGGCGCUGUAUCGCGGCCUAACAACCCAUCUUGUCCGUCAGAUUCCCAACACUGCCAUCAUGAUGUGUACCUAUGAAGUGGUGGUCUACCUGCUUGGCCGUUAGACCACCAUGCGUGUCUCCCUCUUGUUUAAAAGGAGACAUUUAGCCAUGACUUAGAUGUGUGGCUUUUGGCAAGAGAAGAGAAUGUUCACAUGAUGACCAAAGGAAAGUUAGGGUGGUGGACCAGGAAUUAAUAGAUGGAGAAAAGCUCUUUGUUGCCCUCAGGAUCACCUGCAGGUCCAUUUAUCAGACUGCUGGAGCAGAUGUAGGAUGCUACUGUUCAGUGAAGGUGAUUAUGAAUGGGGAGAGAAUGGAGGCAGUGACAGGAAAACAAAACAGAAGGUACCUCUGACAAAAGAUUCAAGCACAUUUCAGUGGCCUUAACAAGAAGAGUUUGGAGUCUGCUUCCUUUUUAUUUGAUAUUAUAAUAUCAUUAUAUUGUGAAAGGGGAAUGCUUGGAGGGAGCUGAACGUGAUGGACAAAUAAUAACUCAACAUAGGUCGAUUUAAAUAUUCCAAUAAUCUCCAGACUGCUUAUGAGCACUUGUCAGUGUGAGGACAGCAAUAAUACAUUCAAAUAGUUAAAUACAGUUAUACAAAGGUAAUGUCAGAGUGAAACAAUUUGAAAUGUUAGUCUGUUUUCAAGUCUCUGUUUAAACUACAGAAGCGUGGCUUCAAGCAUUCCCCUCUGAACACUGCAGUAAACACCCCAGGUGGUCUGGAAGUUCACACAUAGCACUGCACUCGCUGGCCACCAACAAUGAAACAUUGGUGAGCUUGUCUGUCACUCAAACACAUGCUAGCUACAGUAGUGUUUAUGAAGAGUAAGUUGAUAAGUGACUUUGAUUCAGUGAUGUAUUCCUCUCUAAUUCAGUGCCUGGUGGUCACAGGCUUUGUUUGAAGUUUGGCUUCUGUCCCAAAGGUACAAGGACUAAAUGUCUACUAACAGAGUGCCCCUACUUGAAUAUAAUGUGACGAUGUGAAGAAAUGUUGGAGUGAGAGAUGAGAGCAUUGGAGUUUCAUCAUCACCCCAUAAUGUUUUGCACGUGUGUGUGUGUGUGUGUGUCUGUGUGUGUGUGUGUGUGUCUGUGUGUGUCUGUGCUAGCAUGUAUAAUAUCUACUUCAGAUUUCCCUCCAUUGUUAAGCUUAGUGUGGAAACACUGUACGAUACCGGAGCUUUCAUUGCUCCUCCCUUGCUGGUCCUUCCUUCCAGUGGCUUCCAAUCGACCUGAUAACAUGCACUUUUGUGGCCUUUUUGGGGCUUGUGCUUUGCAUUUUACUGUUCAGGCAGGUUAAACUUGUACAUUGUAAAAUAAAAGAAGUAUUGCUGUAUAUGAAAAUAGUAUUUUGUGCAACUGUUCUUAAGGUAGAUAUUGUACAGUUUAGACAUAUAGAGUAGCUGUGUCCAAAUGUGUUAAUAUAGAUACUGUAUAUGCAUUUUUUUUUUCUUUAGGCCCAUGUGCAAUUGUGUUUUUUGCGUUUAUCAUGGGAUUUUGACAUGAAUAUUGAAAUUGAUUUGUUUUUCUUUUUUUGUGCGUGCGUGUUUUCAUUUAUUAAGCUACAGUGCAAACAUUUGUACAAACAAAACCUAUACUGUAAAUGCUGCAGACAAAUACUUUAGUGUUAGCAUUUGUCCUGGAGUGUUUUACAGCAUUCAUUUAAAAAAAUCGUUUCAUUUUGUGAACUCUUUGUAUUUCCAUCACUUGUGAUGUUUACAUUAAUUUUUGUCAGAAUAUUUUUCUCAUCAUAGCAACAUGUCUGAAUAUCAAGGAGCAUUUUAAUGUGAGUGUUAAAGAACUGGAAACUGCUGAACUACACUGAGUUGGGAACUCAGAUCCAGAAAUGGUGUCUGCUGUUAUUGAAGAGGAAAGUUAGUAUAGUAAAUUUAAUAAAUGUUCACAUAUAAUGAAUUAAGCAUGCAAACACCUCAUCCGAUUUUGCUGUUUUAUUAUCUUAUUCUGUGUGAACAUCACAGUUUGGGCGCGCACAAAACAAAAAUGCACAAUGUCCUUUCUAAUGAAAUGAGUGUUGUAUUUUUUCUUUCGCAUUCCCAUGCAGUUCUUGAACACUCACAUUUUUUGUCUGCUUGUUGCAGUACUAUUACAGAAGUCAAGAAAGGUGCAGUAACUUGUAAUAGCCUGUGAUUUUCUGUCUUCGUUGACAUGUUGCAUGCCCAUAGUUGCUGUUGGUGCUUGGUAAAAUAGUUGCUGACUGAUUUUAAGUUCCACGUUUUCCUGUAAAACACUAAUCACUUUCAUGUCUUUGGCUCCAUUGCAGUAAUAGUUGAGGUCAAAUUACCAAAAUGUGAUACAAGUGGACAACUGGACAAGUGCAAACAUUUCGCAUCAAUUUUACCUCUCAUACAGUGUAUGUAUGCAUUUCAAAAUGUUCAUUCUGUAUGUUUGGACAGGAUGCAGCCUCAGGCGGGGUAGGAUAAAACCUGGAAGACCUGAAUUGUUGUGUUUUAUGUUUUUAAAAUAAAGGCAUAAAUAAAAAAUCCA
Messenger RNA from Betta splendens (Siamese fighting fish), 3788 nucleotides. Its product is annotated as solute carrier family 25 member 36-A. The transcript is spliced from 7 exons. Gene Ontology annotation, cellular component: mitochondrion. Lineage: Eukaryota; Metazoa; Chordata; Actinopteri; Anabantiformes; Osphronemidae. The coding region runs from base 416 to 1351 and encodes 311 amino acids. Gene Ontology annotation, biological process: pyrimidine nucleotide import into mitochondrion. Gene Ontology annotation, molecular function: pyrimidine nucleotide transmembrane transporter activity. The record is from RefSeq and is a predicted model, not a curated record.